Messenger RNA from Carassius auratus (goldfish), 3058 nucleotides. RefSeq names its product calcium homeostasis endoplasmic reticulum protein-like. NCBI's taxonomy places the organism in Eukaryota, Metazoa, Chordata, Actinopteri, Cypriniformes, Cyprinidae. Gene Ontology annotation, cellular component: perinuclear region of cytoplasm. Gene Ontology annotation, biological process: intracellular calcium ion homeostasis; RNA processing. The record is from RefSeq and is a predicted model, not a curated record. Gene Ontology annotation, molecular function: RNA binding. The transcript is spliced from 19 exons. Bases 141 to 2867 code for a protein of 908 amino acids.
UUUCCUGUCGCUUCAUCUUGAACUGAAACACAACACAACCCUUUUAACAUAAUGGUCGCGUCCGUUUAAUAGCGGGCUAUUUUGUUUCGCGUGUUAUAAAUGACUUCCUGGUCUAAUAACAUCGAGUAAUCGUGAGAAUAAUGGAUAUUUCCACUCCACCAGAAGAUCAAGAGCUGCGUAAUGUCAUUGAUAAACUGGCUCAGUUUGUGGCCCGAAACGGCCCAGAGUUUGAGAAGAUGACCAUGGAGAAGCAGAAGGACAACCCCAAGUUCUCCUUUCUGUUCGGAGGGGACUAUUUCGGCUACUACAGAUACAAACUGGCCAUCGAACAGCAGCAGCAUUCUGGCUCUCAUGAUGAUGAAUAUAAAAUGGAAGCAGUGCUCUGUAAACCUCCGGGUAAAGAGGUGGCAGAUGUUCCUGUGCCGAUGACGAUGCUCCCGCCACCGUCCACGCCAUCUGUGGAGGAGCUGAUCCAGCAGAGCCAGUGGAACCUGCAGCAGCAGGAGCAACACCUGCUCAGCCUCAGACAGGAGCAAGUGACGGCCGCCAUCUCUUUGGCGAUGGAGCAGCAGAUGCAGAAGCUGCUUGCGGAGACGCAGCUGGACAUGAAUGAGUUUGAUAACCUGCUGCAGCCCAUCAUAGACACCUGCACCAAAGACGCCAUAUCGGCUGGAAAGAACUGGAUGUUCAGUAAUGCUAAAACCCCGCCGCACUGCGAGCUGAUGGCGUCACAUCUCAGAAACCGCAUCACUGCUGAUGGGGUGCUUUUCGAGCUCCGCCUACAUCUCAUCUAUCUGACCAACGACGUCCUGCAUCACUGUCAGAGGAAAAAUCAGAAGGAUCUUUUGGCGGCUCUUCAGAAGGUCGUGGUUCCCAUUUACUGCACCAGCUUCCUGGAAGUAGAGGAAGACAAGCAGCAGAAAAUCACCCGCCUGCUGCUGCUCUGGGAGAAGAACGGUUACUUUGAUGACGUCACCAUUCAACAGCUUCAGAGUCCAGCUCUGGGUCUGGGACAGUAUCAGGCGUCGCUUAUCACGGAGUACGCUCCGGUGGUGCAGCCCAUCCAGAUGGCCUUCCAGCAGCAGAUCCAGGCUCUGAAGACGCAGCACGAGGAGUUUGUGAAUAAUCUGAAGCAGCAGCAGACAGCAGCGGUAGCAGCAGCCACAGUCCGCUGUCGUCAGCUGACGACUGCAGACGCCGAUGUGAAGACCCAAGCGCCCUUGACCUCUCAGCCUGAUUUAAAGCCUCCUCCAAUGGCCGGUCCUCCACCUGGCGAUUACGAAGGCGCUCCGAGCCGACCAUCAGACUCGAACCCGGCAUCAUCGUCUGACAUCCCCUCCUCUAAACAGGGCUGGUUCGAUCCGAAGCACAACCUGCCGGCGUGGAACCCUCAACAACCUCCGCCAUUCAACCCAACCCAAGCCCCGCCCCCCUGUCCACCUUGGAACAGCCACGAGGGCAUAUGGAACGAGCAGCGGGACCCCAACUGGAGCGGCCCUCGGGACGGGGGCCCCACAGGCCCCUGGAGCAGCCAGAAUGAGCCGCCGCCCUCCUGGAGUGGUCAGUUUGACCAGCCGCCGUGGAACAGCCAGUCAGAUCAGCCGCCGCCGUGGGGCCAGAGGGAGCCUCCCUUCCGCAUGCAGCGUCCGCCGCAUUUCCGCGGACCCUUCCCUCCUCAUCAGCAGCCACCGCCGUUCAACCAGCCGCCACCACCACACAACUUCGGACGCUUCCCGCCACACUUCAUGCAGGACGAGUUUCCUCCGCGGCAUCCCUUCGAACCGCCGCCAUAUCCGCCGCACCCAUUCGACUACCCACAGGGAGACUUCCCAGGAGAGAUGGUUCCGCCUCCUCAUCACCACCCGAACCAGAGGAUUCCUCCUCCUGGGAUAUCUGAUCCUCCUCCGUGGGGUGGGAACCAGCAUCCUGAUUUCGGGCCGCCGCCGCCUCACGGCUUUAAUGGUCAGGCGCCACACGUGCGUCGACAGACCCCUUCUCACGUCACUCAGGACGACCCCAGCCUGGUGCCCAACGUGCCCUACUUCGACCUUCCCGCAGGACUCAUGGCGCCACUCGUGAAGCUUGAAGAUCACGAUUACAAGCCUCUGGACCCCAAAGACAUCCGUCUGCCGCCUCCGAUGCCCCCCAGUGAGCGUCUGCUGGCCGCGGUGGAGGCGUUUUACAGCCCACCGUCCCAUGAGAGACCCAGAAAUAGUGAGGGUUGGGAACAGAACGGUCUGUACGAGUUCUUCCGGGCCAAAAUGAGAGCGAGGCGGAAAAAGGAACAUGAAAAACGCAACAGCACCCGAGGGAGUCCAUCGCGCAGUCGGUCGCGCAGUCGAGGACGAUCCAUGUCACGCUCCAGCUCCAGAUCUUCCAAAUCCUCUCGCUCCAGAUCCCGCUCUCGCUCCUACUCCAGAUCUCGCUCCAGGAGCAGGAGUCGCUCCAGAUCCAGGUCCCGAAGUCGCUCCCGCUCCAGAUCUCGCUCCAAGUCACGAUCUCCAGACAAGCGCGCUCACGCUGCAAAAUCACGCAGUCCAACGCCACCCUCCACAUCUGGUUUGGGUUCAGUCCCUGCUGCUUUACCAGUCGACCUCAAGCUGGGCGAAGAAAACAAGGGCCAUCAGAUGCUCAUGAAGAUGGGCUGGAGCGGAUCAGGGGGUCUUGGUGCUAAAGAACAGGGCAUUCAAGACCCCAUCAAAGGAGGAGACAUCCGGGACAAGUGGGACCAGUAUAAAGGAGUGGGAGUCGCACUGGAUGACCCGUACGUGAACUACAGGAAAAACAAAAGCUACAAUUUUGUUGCAAGGAUGAAAGCACGAGAAAAAGUAAGCAGAGACCCCCAGGAGCCCUCCAGCACAGAGUGAUCACACGUGGCCUGUUUUUUAACUGUAGAUGUCAUAAAGCUGGUUUGACAUUAGUUUGGAUGUUUAGCCUUACUUACCCUUGGCUCUUUUUUGUAGUAAAAUGCAUCAAAGCAUCAUAUUGUGUCAUUUCAAGCGCUUGCUUUGAAUUUUCUGAGACUCUGUAAAAGCAAAAUAAAGAUAUUUUAAAAAGG